Molecule: messenger RNA, 1432 nt
Organism: Drosophila busckii
Lineage: Eukaryota; Metazoa; Arthropoda; Insecta; Diptera; Drosophilidae
Product: probable serine/threonine-protein kinase fhkB
Exons: 4
Coding region: 240-1085 (281 amino acids)
Cellular component (GO): MLL1 complex; NURF complex
Source: RefSeq, a predicted model, not a curated record
UCAAAGCAAUUUGUUGCACAGCUGCAAGUGCAACAUUAGCAGUAAAUUGUGGCUGCCACAUAAAUAAUGCGGUAAAGUGGCGGCAGUGCGUCUCGCUCCUGCGGUGGCAAAAUGUUAGCAAAUGUUGUUGGCUGUUAUUGUUGUUGUUGUUGGUGUGUGUGUUUGUUGCAACGCAGGCAGAGGUUGGUGAAAUAUUUACGGCGGCGGGACAAGCGUUCAGCAAGCUUGGCGAGCUGACAAUGCAAUUGCAUCCAAAUGCCGAAUCGCCAUCGGGCAAAUGGACAGAUGAGGAAAUUGAUAUGCUGCACUCGUCGCUAAUGCAUUUCUCGGAUGAUCUCAGCAAGAUCAGUCUAAGCAUAAAGAAUCGCACAGUCACGCAAAUACGACAGGCGCUGAAGAAGAAAGCAUUCGAGGAGGCGGGCAUACCAGCCAAGCAGCUGCCAGUGCAGCAAGUACAGCAUGUGAUACAAACAGUGCAGCAGCAGCAGCAGCAACAAUCGCCGCAGCAGCAGCAGCAACCAGCUCAGGUAUUCAAAACACACAUUAUACAGCAGCAGCAGCAGCAACAGCAGCAGCCACAGCCACAGCAGCAAUCAAAGCAGCUUAUACUGCAGCCGCAGACAACAGUGACAAUCAAGCAGUAUCAACAAAUGCAGCAACAAAAGGCAGCAGCGCUGGCAGCAGCGCAAGCAGCAAACAAUACGCCAACAAUCACAGAGAAUAUAAUAAUACAGCAACCCACAUCGACAACAGCAUUGGUAGUGCAACAAGCGCCGCCGCCUCAGCAGCAACAGCAGCAGCAGCAAGUGGUGGUCACAACGCAGCAGCAGCCACAACCACAAACGCUCAUUGUGCCUGCUACCAGCGCCGUAGCUAUAACCACAGCUGCCGCCGACGAUGAUGUUGUUAGCACCACAUCCGCCACGACUACAGUAACAGCAGUUAGCACCGGUCUUAAGUGCGUGCCGGAUAUAAUGAAAACGCUUAAUCGCAUUAAUGUGGGUGAAAACGAAGUGGACGUCGAGGAGUGUCUGCCCGCUGAAGUUGUUAAGCUUGACUUUGUUAGCGAGGAGGUAGCAGGAUGAAGUUUGCUGACGCCUGCCGGCCUGGUCGAGGAAUUUUAUUAUUAGUUUGUAAAGCAGCUAACACAUCUUAAAGCAAAACCUCCCCCCUCCCCAGUUGUUCCCUUGGAUUUUAAACCACAACGGCCUCUAACUGUUAAACGCGCAUUACCUUUGGAAAGACAACAAAAAAGCAACAAAAAAAAAAGUUAUAAACUAAGCGCGCCCAUUUGGCGUCGCUUCAGUUUAAGUUUUUCAUACAUUUUUAGAUAUUUAGUAAUGUUUGCCGCACCUAGAGCUAAAUUUAAGCAAGAGAUUCAAUAGUGCAAAGUAUAUAAAAGUAAUAUUAUGUAAGUUGAAACUGAAUUAAA